Molecule: messenger RNA, 2163 nt
Organism: Planococcus citri (citrus mealybug)
Lineage: Eukaryota; Metazoa; Arthropoda; Insecta; Hemiptera; Pseudococcidae
Gene: O-fut1
Product: O-fucosyltransferase 1
Exons: 7
Coding region: 304-1446 (380 amino acids)
Biological process (GO): protein O-linked glycosylation via fucose; Notch signaling pathway
Molecular function (GO): peptide-O-fucosyltransferase activity
Source: RefSeq, a predicted model, not a curated record
GAAGAAUAACAAACACCCAACUGAACACCGGCCUAACACCGGUGAUUGUUGUAUCUUUUUUUUUUUGAUUGAUAAAAAUGGAAACAUUUCUUUUCAAAUUUUAUUCGAUUGACUAGAGCUGUAAAAAUUAUUGUGUUCUAAAUGUUUGAUUAUUUUCAAGUUGCUAUUUCAUUGCACUAAUUUAGUUUUGCAGUAUAUCUUCGCACGCAUUUUUGCAUAAGCUGCAAGAAUAUCUAUCUUGAAAUCUGUUGAUUUUUCUUCGAUGAAAAUUUUUACUGUCUAGUUUUCCUCUUCGCGUUUUGAAUGAAAAUGAGGAAAUUCGGAAUUUCAUUCUGGUUCUACUGCGUCUUAUUGUUGCUGCACUCAUCAAAGGGAGAAAUUCAUGAAAACGGUUACCUCGUGUAUUGUCCCUGCAUGGGUCGAUUUGGCAAUCAAGCUGAUCAUUUUCUUGGGGUAUUAGGUUUUGCUAAAGGAAUAAAUCGCUCGCUGGUACUACCUCCUUGGGUGGAAUAUAAAUUUGGUGAAUCCAGAUCUCGACAAAUUCCAUUUGAUACUUAUUUCAAAAUAGAACCUCUGCAAAAAUUUCAUGAUGUGAUUUUGAUGAAAGAUUUUAUGGAAAAUGAAGCAAAAGAGAUAUGGACUCCUGAGAAAAGAACAGCAUUCUGCUACAUGCCUAGAGGAGAGAAUAAUUCAUGUAAUGCCAAGCAAGGAAAUCCAUUCGGUCCAUUUUGGGAUACAUUCAACAUAGAUUUUGUGUCGUCUGAAUUUUACAAUCCAUUACAUUAUGACGUAUACCAUUCGGAUGUGGCGAAGAAAUGGAUGGAAAAAUAUCCGUCUAAGGAUUAUCCUGUUCUAGCAUUUACUGGGGCACCCGCUAGUUUUCCUGUUCAAAAAGACAAUGUUUAUUUGCAGAAGUAUUUAGUUUGGAGUGAAAAAAUCGACCAGAUGGCGAAUACAUUCAUGAAAGAAGUGUUACCAUCGGGUGGUUUCAUCGGUAUUCAUUUGCGAAAUGGUAUUGACUGGGUUCGAACUUGCGAGCACGUUCCUCAGACUCCUAUUUUAUUUUCAUCACCUCAGUGUUUUGGUUACCAGUCGGAGUAUGGCCCCACUACUUCAGAAUCAUGCUUCCCCUCUAAAGACACGAUUAUUCAGCAGAUUCGUCGAGUAAUGAGGAGUAUGAAGGAUGUAGCUUCAAUAUUUGUCGCAUCUGACAGUAAUCACAUGAUUACAGAACUGAAGGAAACUUUUAAUCAUUUGGCUGUUGAAAAGUACCCAGAGAAUAACCCUCACGUUGAUUUGGCUAUUUUGGGACGUGCGAAUCAUUUCAUUGGAAAUUGUGUGUCUUCCUUUAGUGCUUUCGUCAAACGCGAGAGAGAUGUAAGAGGCUUUCCGUCUUCUUUCUGGGCUUUCCCUCCCAAGAAAUCUACUGUUCGAGACGAAUUAUGAUUUGUGAGUAUGAAAAACGUUUUUUUUUUUUUCGAUGAAGAUUUAAUUUAGUUCUCGAGGCAUUAUUCUGACUCGAUUUUUAUAAUGCUAUCUGUAUCAAUAUUUAAUUUUUUAUAAAACAUAAAGUUUCCAAUUUUGUGGGCUUCGGUGCCUUGAUCUUUUUACGCGUUUUGCUUUCGUUCAUUGCGUUUUCUCAGUACAAUUUCAUCGCAGUUUUUACUAUUCAGUGCCUGCUACUGAUACUUACCUAUCUUCAUCAUGUUCAAUCAUGUUUUUACAUAUGUAUGUGUACAUUGCCUGUUUCAUUAAGAAACGCUAAAAACACUCUGUACAAAGACAAACUAGGACAAACUGGAACGACAAACAAUCGACCACAUAUUUUUCAAAAUCAGCAAUUUUUCUCUAACGUUGUCCAAUGAAAAAGCGCGAAUUUAAAAAAAAGAUGUGGUUUGUUAAAAGUUUAGCUUUCUAGUUUUGUUCUAUGAAACGGACCGUAAUUCUACCAACUUUCAAGUUUUGUCUUCGGAUUUAGAUUAUUUUGGAUAUACUUGUCUUUUCUUUUUUCUGUGAUAUAAUCGUAAGAUUGUAAAGUUUAUAUUGUUUAAAAUUAUGACAUUACUUUUUUACGUAAAUUUUUAUAAAUUGAUAUCAUAAUUGUAUUAAAACUUUUAUAAAACCGAAAAUUUUAUUGAUGAUAAACACGAUUUCGCUACAGCA